AUGGCUAAUAUCAAUUUUGUCCUGCAGCCCUCUCCGACGAUUCCGCAAAAACUCCUCACAAACAUUCAUGAUGUCGUCUAUAACCACAAUGCCUCCAGUCUUCUACCGCUGUCUGUCCGCUCCAUCAUUCAUCUUGUUUCAUCCAGCAAUAGACUGAUACGUUACCCCAAAAUCUUCACUGAAUCCCUCAUACAUCGAACAUUUCAAAUCCACUCACCCACCAUGCCAACGGAUGCCAGGCCUGUCAUCUUCUUUGACAUCGACAAUUGCCUCUAUCCCAGAUCCGCCCGCGUUCAAGAGCAUAUGGCUGCCACGAUAGAUCUAUACUUCCAAAAACACCUCUCCCUUUCCUCCGCAGACGCCACCCUCCUACACACCAAAUACUACACCGACUACGGGCUGGCUAUCUCUGGGCUCGUCAAACACCAUAAGAUCGAUCCCAUGGCCUACAACCGCGAAGUCGACGACACGUUACCAAUGGACCAGCUCAUCAAACCUGAUCCCGGGUUGAGGCGGCUAUUAGAAGGGCUCGAUAAAGAAAAGGUGAAGCUAUGGCUCUUCACGAACGCGUACAUUACGCAUGCGAAGCGGGUGAUCAAAAUACUGGGACUAGAGAGUGUUUUUGAAGGAAUCACGUAUUGUGAUUAUGCGCAGGUGCCAUUGGUGGCGAAACCGCAUAGGGAGAUGUUUGAGAAGGCGGAGAGGGAGGCGGGUGUUAGUGUUGGAGACGGGCGAAGAGGGGAUUGCUAUUUUGUGGAUGAUAGUGCGUUGAACUGCAGAUUUGCAACGGAAUGGGGGUGGACUGUUGUGCAUAAGAUGGAGGAGGGUGAUCCGUUGCCAAAACAGCCGGUGGCGAAGUAUCAGGUUACGGAUUUGGAGAAGCUGAGGGAGUGCUUUCCACAAUUCUUCAAGUCCAGUGAGGCUGAAGGGAAGAAUAUUGGAAGAGAAGGGCAUAUGAAUGGCUCUUCACUUUGA
This is a messenger RNA of Bacidia gigantensis, 975 nucleotides long. RefSeq lists its product as uncharacterized. Gene Ontology annotation, biological process: pyrimidine nucleobase metabolic process; nucleotide catabolic process. The record is from RefSeq and is a predicted model, not a curated record. NCBI's taxonomy places the organism in Eukaryota, Fungi, Ascomycota, Lecanoromycetes, Lecanorales, Ramalinaceae. Bases 1 to 975 code for a protein of 324 amino acids. The transcript has 2 exons. Gene Ontology annotation, molecular function: nucleotidase activity.